AUGAUGGAAAACAAACAAGAGGAGACUACUACUUCGAACGUCAUCAUGACAUCAUUGUCGCCACCUCCACGAUCGAACACUCCUCCGACCAGUUAUGAAACUUUUUCCACACCUCUUCCGAUGGAAAAUGUAGAACUCUCUCAACAAGAACAACAUUCCUCUGCACAGAGUUAUCAGCAACAUCAUCAUUAUCACUCGUCGUCUUCAUCGACCAGUUCGAGCCAUCGAUCACGACGACAUCAAAAGUUGUUGGAAAAUGACGAUGAUGAGGAAAAUCCUUCAUCUCUCGAACAACAACAACAACAUAAAGAAGAACAAUCAGUAAAUGAAAAGAAGACUCGGAAUGAAACUUCUCAUCGAGACCAUUUGGAAAAUCAUGACGAUCAUGAUGGAAAUUCAAAUCCAAUUCAAUCAACGCCAAAAAUUUGGAAAACUCGAAUCAAAAUCGUGUUGGGAUUAAUUAUUGGAGUGAGUGUUAAUGUUGCAGAGAGUGAAGAAAAUUCAACACUCGAAAUUACACCUGCCGUGAUUGCUUAUGUGAAAUUACCUGGAGAUUUAUUAUUGAGAGCUUUGAAUUGUUUAAUUGUACCAUUAAUUGUAUCGAGUAUGAUUAGUUCCAUUACGUCGAUUGUGGAUAGUGUACAUGCGAGAGAAGAGACAAGUGUGACAAAUUCAGCUCCCACAACAACAACAUCUCUCACACAAAAUGACAUGUCCAAUAAUAUUAAUAAUAGAAAACACAAAGCUCUAUUGAAAAUGGCCUUAAUGACAUUAUCCAUUUAUUUAGUAACCACUGUAAUUGCAGUCAUUACAGGUUUAGUGAUGGUCAAUGUCAUCAAGCCAGGACAGGUCAUGAUUAAUAAUCCAUCCACCAAUUCUUCGAUUACCACCAAAGAAGGAAAUUCCUUAAUGUCACAAUUCAAAAUAUCAAAUUCAAAAAUUCAGUCAACCUCUCCAUCCGAAAUACCUUCAACAAUGGUUUCUUUGAAUGGAGAAUUAUUUCCUCUGAGUGGAGUUUUACGAACCAUGAAAACACAACAAAUGAUGUCAAGUGACAUUAUUUCAACAGGAAAUUCUUCAUCAGGAACCAACUCAUCUUCUUCAUCCUACAAACAAAUAGUUUCCAUUAUUGAAAGCUUUAUUCCCAAUAAUCUCAUUGACGCAGCAUCUGCUGAAAAUGGAGGAAGUGUCAACGUUCUUGGCCUCAUUGUCUUUUCGAUAUUUAUGGCAAUUGUGAUGAUUCAAAUUGGAGAACCUGCGAAACCAGUCAUCAAAUUUUUCAAAGCAUUGAAUGAUAUUAUUUUGAAAAUGGUUGCUGUCAUUAUUUGUUAUGCACCGAUUGGAAUUAUGUUCUUAAUUAUUUGGAGAUGUGUGAAAGAAAAAUAUUUACUUCAAUCGUUGAGCCAAUUAUUGAUUUACAUGCUCACAGUAUUGAGUGGUUUAGUUAUUCACUCAUUCAUUACAUUGACAAUUAUUUACUUGGUUUUGGUGAGAAAGAAUAUUUUGAGACAUGUUUGGGGUGUGUUUUCUGCUCUAUUGACAGCUCUGGGAACUUCAAGUAGCUCUGCAACUCUUCCAUUGACCAUGAAAUGUUGUGAAGAGAAAAUUGGAGCUCAAAAAGAAGUCACUUCAUUUGUAUUACCACUGGGAAGCACUGUCAAUAUGGAUGGUACAGCUCUAUAUGAAGCGGUUGCUGCAGUUUUUAUUGCACAAUCGUUGCAAAUCAGUCUUGGAAUUGGUGAUAUGAUUGUUGUGGCAAUCACUGCAACACUGGCAAGUAUUGGCGCUGCAGGUAUUCCUGAAGCAGGACUUGUGACAUUGAUUCUAGUGAUUGAAUCUGUGGGGCUACCCAAAGAAGCUGUUUCUCUCAUUUUGGCUGUAGAUUGGUUUCUCGAUCGAUUCAGAACUUGUGUGAAUGUUUAUGGAGAUACCAUUUGUACCGCCAUUGUCGACAAGUAUGUUCGAUUUGACAGAAUUUCUAAAAAGACUGAUGAAGAUUCUCAGAUUGAAAAUGAUCGAAACAAAAUGAAUGAAAUUUCACUUGACAAUGUUUCUGAGAAUACUAAAUUGGUUUAA
Naegleria fowleri is the source of this 2076-nucleotide messenger RNA. RefSeq lists its product as uncharacterized. Lineage: Eukaryota; Heterolobosea; Eutetramitea; Acrasida; Naegleriidae. Gene Ontology annotation, cellular component: membrane. The transcript has 4 exons. Bases 1 to 2076 code for a protein of 691 amino acids. The record is from RefSeq and is a predicted model, not a curated record. Gene Ontology annotation, molecular function: symporter activity.